Molecule: messenger RNA, 1647 nt
Organism: Spodoptera littoralis (African cotton leafworm)
Lineage: Eukaryota; Metazoa; Arthropoda; Insecta; Lepidoptera; Noctuidae
Source: the annotation of a GenBank genome assembly
AUGAAGGCUUUACUAGCAACUGUGAUCAGUCUUGGACUUACGACUGUGGUUAUCGGCAAUGCCUAUUACCAGAAAAAACAGUUUUACCCUUCGAUAGUUUAUCUAACAAAUUCCAAUCCUAGCAUGGCUGUAAUGUAUUUACAAGCCUUUAUACUAGUCCUACUAGUUGGUAAACUAUUGAGGAAGAUAUUCUUUGGGCAACUUCGUCCAGCAGAAUUUGAGCAUUUGAUUGAAAGAUCUUGGUAUGCCAUAACGGAGACAUGUUUGGCAUUCACAGUGUUCAGAGAUGAUUUUAAUCCAAAGUUUAUUGCGCUGUUCACUCUCCUGUUAUUCCUCAAAGCAUUCCAUUGGCUAGCCGAAGAUAGAGUAGACUAUAUGGAGAGGAGUCCAGUGAUAGGGCUGUUGUUCCACGUGAGGAUAUUGACCCUGCUGAUGCUGCUUGCUCAUGCUGACUUCUACUUCAUCCACCAUGCAUACCAGUUCACAGCUGUAAAGGGACCUUCCGUUCAACUCGUAUUUGGCUUUGAGUACAGCAUUUUAAUUAUAAUGAUUGUCAAUAUAUUGAUUAAGUAUGUUCUCCACGCUAUUGACUCACGCUGGGAAGCCCCAUGGGAGAGUAAAGCCGCAGUGUUGCUGUACACGGAGUUGGCUAUAAACUUCCUUAAAGUACUCCUCUACAUUGGGUUUGUGGCCGUCAUGGUGAGGAUCUACACACUACCACUCUUUGCAUUCCGACCCAUGUAUGAAACUAUGAGGAGUUUCAAGAAAGCGUAUAAUGACGUGGUGCUGUCGAGGCGCGCGAUUCGCAACAUGAACACUCUGUACCCGGACGCCACACCUGCAGAACUUGCUGCCGCCGACAACGAGUGCAUUAUAUGCCGCGAAGAAAUGCAUACUGGUGCGAAGAAGUUGCCUUGUAAUCACAUAUUCCACGCGGCGUGCUUGCGGCUGUGGUUCCAGCGACAGCAGACGUGUCCGACGUGUAGACUGAACGUGCUGCGAGCGCCGGCGCCCGACGCGGCGGCCGGGCCGGCCGGGCCUGCGCCCCCCGCGCCCCCGCUGGCAGGCCUCGCGCCCCACGCUGCGCCCGCGCCCCCGCCACCCGGACCUGUGCCUCCACCCUUCCCGAAUAUGCCUCCACCACCACCUAUGAUGGCGUGGGGUAUGCCACCGCCCCCGCCGCCGCGUCCAGCGUCCCUUGCGAACCUGACCACCGCGGAGCUGCAACGCAUGGAGGGCAAUGAGCGCAGGAACAUUGAAGCGAGGCUACAGUUGCUUCGAGAAAUUCAAGCAAUGCUGGACGCAUCAGUGCUGCUCAUGCAGCAGUACUCGACGGUCGUAGCGAACUUACCGCAGAACAACGUCACUGUGUCUACGCAGACGGAAACGAGAAUAGAAGAGUUAACCAAGGAGUCCCCAAUAUCGACGACUCAAGGGAAGUCGGAGCCGGACGUGGUGCCAACCACUUCAAGUUACAAGCAACCUUCGCCGGUGCCCUCCACCAGCAAAACUAUUGUCACGGAGGACACGAGUCCCAUGCAGCCUGAUACUACUACUCCCGUAGACACUAAUAGAGACAAGACUGAUGUGGACGCCGCCGACGAGUUGAGAAGACGUCGAUUGCAGAAGUUUGCGGUGGAUAAAUGA